AUGCCUCAGACCAGCAAAAAGACGGGCACCAAUGUCCAGAAAGCGCAUGACAAGGAGUCGAAACGAGCACGGGGUGCUAUGUCUUGCGCGGAAUGCCGUAGGCUUAAGUUGAAAUGCGAUAAGACUGUGCCGUGCUCAAGUUGUAGACGCCGGGGUUGCGAGUCUAUAUGUCCGAACGGAAGCCUGAUAACAGGUCAAGGGACUAGGUUCGUUCUGGCAGAUACAGAGAAACUGCAUCAAAAGAUAGGCCAAAUGAGCGAUCGAAUUCGCCAACUCGAAGACGCGUUAUUCGUUUUGCAGUCUUCUCUCACCAGCGAAACACACCCUCUUCUCACUCGAGACUUGCUUCAAAUCAAGUCGAGUAUUGACCUCCAUUCCGCUGUGGAUAGCCAAGACGGCACAGUUGAACAGGAAGACAUCGACGAAUCCCAAUAUAUAGACUCCUUUGGGACGCUCGCCAUCAGAGAUGACGGGGCGGCAACAUUUUAUGGCCGCUCUGCUGGUUCAGAAGAUGAGGAAGCAUCUCCGCCCCCUGAAAUUGCCCCGCAGAGUAUGCGGAAUACACCCACUUGGCAGAAUGCGCUUCCCUCGUCAAUCGCCGAGCUAUCUAGCUCGUUUCCGUUUGCAGGCAACUCCUCAGGAGUCAAUCUAGAACAAAUGGUCGACGAAUUUCUGCCUCAGUGGGGCGACGCUUGGCGAUUGUGCGAGUUUUAUCUAGAGCAGGCACCCUGGUUUUUCGGAGCAGUCACCAAACGCCAAGUACACGAAGAGAUUCUACCGCUUUGGUACUCAGAAGCCGCGUGCAUGGCUCCAAACACCUCCUUUCCUCCUCACAACCAGCCACAUAUGCAAAAUGCAGGCCAAUUCGCAGCUGCGUCGGUGCCAAUUCCCAAGGGCACCGCGCAUGAUCUCGCCCUCUUAUUCGUGAUAUUCUGUUUCGGGGCAUUGACUGAUAACGAACUCCCACCAGCCCCCGACAACCCAAUUGCCCAUCAGUAUUUUCAAUUGACUAGAGCAGCGCUCUCUAUGGAACCAGUCAUCGACCGCCCGCCAUCAGUAGCAACCGUACAGGUGUUGUCGCUGAUGGCAAUUUACGAGGGCCUAUGCAGCGGCGAGAACAGUAUCGAAAGGACGUGGGCCCUUAUGGGCCUUGCUACGAAAUUGGCACAAAGUAUUGGACUCCACAAGGACUGCGCCCGGUUCAAACUUUCUCCUUCAGAAGUUCAGAAGCGACGUGCCUUGUUUUGGGAGCUAUUCAUAACAGAUUGCUGGCAGAGCCUUGCCACAGGACGCCUGCCUUCGUUCUCUCUCCCUUUCGUAGAUUGCGAACUCCCAUCUGAUCCCGAUCAAACUAUGGCAGCCGACGGUUCAAUACAACCCAGCUUCCCAUUCUGGAAAGCUCGUUUUGGGGCAGAAUGUGUAUCAGCAGUGGUGCAAGGCACAUUAACGUCCCGCGCUCCCAAGUACUCGAUCAUCCUCCAGUUGGAUCGUAAGAUCAGGGAUAUGACCUUACCCAAGUACUCGCUGGAGCCUCCGCCCCAAGGCCUCGGGCUAUCCCAAACCAUGCAGCACUUCAUGCCCAUCAACUAUCGAGAACUCACGCUAUUGUACGUGCACCGCUGCUUCUUCGCCCAUGCAGUAUCAAGUCAUCCUAGCGACCCAUUGAAGAGCCCAUAUGCUCCAUCCUUCUUAGCUGGCUAUCGGAGUGCAUGUGAGCUCAUAUCGAGUUUGGCCAUGCAGUUCUCCAUGUUCCCCGCGCAAAUAGCGCGGUUCUGGGUUCUGUGGACGCAUGCAUUCUCUUCGUCUGUGAUGCUUUCGUCGGUUGUCAUCCAUUGCACCAAGAAUAAAGUUGCUGCUGCCGCCAUCAUUGAGCUAAAGAAAGCACACGAACUUUUCGAGAAAGCCUCACACUACGGUGGGCGGGCAGUUAAAUUCUUGCCUAUCAUUCAACGGCUUUGGUUGAAAGCACAGAAGAUCUAUCAAGACGCACAUAAUGGCAUUCACCAUCCUGGGUCGAACGAUAUCUUCACCUUGUCUAGUGGCCAGAAGCCCGACGAACUUUCCAUUUUCGGUGGAAAGACACAUUCUAUCGUGACGAAAGUCACUUCGCCCCAAACUACCAGUCAAUCCCCGGCUUCGUCGUCAAGGCCGAACUCGACUUCUGCGCACGAAUCCAUUACAAGCAACCCGGCGUUCUCUGGCAUGCAUCCCUCCCUUGCUGAGCAAAUGCAUAGCUUCGAAUCGCAUAUUCAGGCGCAAAUUCGAGAUGCGCAGCACGUUGUGCAAGACGAUACUGUUCCCGCUCCACUGCACCAGCAUCAGUAUUCACACCCGUCUCACCCCCCGCCUCAACAUCCACACCAGCACCCACCUCCACAUCAACACCAGCCCGAACCUCAACCUCAACACCAACACCAACAACACCAACAACAUCAAUACGAGCAUCAACAUCAACAUCAACAUCAGCCUACUGCGGUGCGCGAAGCUCAGCCGCCCCCGGGACAGUUCGCAUACUCGUCCCAAGCAAAUCCUCCCCCAGCGCCCCCGCAGCAUCGUUUGUACCACAACCAAUACCAGCCAGGGCCCGUUGUGGAAACGCACCCUCUACCAGCGAUGUCUAGGCUGCCCCAGCCACGCGGCACACAAUCGUCCUACCAGCAUCCUGAAUCUCAGACAUCUACGCAUGCGCAUCAUGUCCACCCAUCUCAUCCCCAUCCAUCUCAUACACGACCUGUACCUCGCCCGGCUCCGGCAUCGGCGCCCAUCCACAACCCUCCUCCGGCGAUUUCCCCAAGCCAAAUAUAUCACCAGCAUGAGCACCACCAUUACCAUCACCCCCGCCACGUUUCUUACGAAGAACAGACCCUUCCACCCCCACCUCCCUAUGAGCAGGAGGAUGUUAACCAACUCCACGCUCCGCAAACAACUUACGAUGCAAAUCGCUUGCAACAUGCUAUCCGGUCCGAAUACCAUGAGCCGGCACCAGCUCUAGCUAGUGCAUCGACGGUAACUUACCAACAUACUGCUCCACCUGUUACCGCACACUACUACCAGCCCCAAGCCCAACCCCAAGCCCAACCCCAACCUCAACCUCAACCUGAAGCUCAACCCUACCAUCCACCGGAAGAAGAACAUCGAAACACCUAUUAUAACCAACAGACGGAUUAUCAUGCUCAACCUGCUAACCCUCAUUCGCAACCGCAAGCACAGGCGGUGUCAGAUGGAUAUACAUACGCAACACGCCAAGAGCCAGAGACACGACAGACAAACUACAGCCACUCAACUGAUUAUGGAGCGGAAGCAACGGCUUACCCCUCUCCCCAAUCCGUGGGGGAUCCUCAAGCUCAACCACCGUCAGCGGUCUCGGAGCAUUGGCCUGUCAAUCCUGCCGUUCAACAGUACUACGGCCAUCCGGACCAUACCACCGCUCAGAAUGCGUAUGCUUCUCAGCAUUACACGCCCGUCGCGGCACUCCAGGGGAUUGCUGCUGAUGAUAAUAGCCUACAAGAGACUUGGCUGUCGUACAUGAACCAAGUCGGAUCUCCUCGCAAUCUCUUUGAUGAUUGA
Molecule: messenger RNA, 3567 nt
Organism: Pleurotus ostreatus (oyster mushroom)
Lineage: Eukaryota; Fungi; Basidiomycota; Agaricomycetes; Agaricales; Pleurotaceae
Exons: 13
Coding region: 1-3567 (1188 amino acids)
Biological process (GO): regulation of DNA-templated transcription; DNA-templated transcription
Molecular function (GO): DNA-binding transcription factor activity, RNA polymerase II-specific; DNA binding; zinc ion binding
Source: RefSeq, a predicted model, not a curated record